Molecule: messenger RNA, 2927 nt
Organism: Plutella xylostella (diamondback moth)
Lineage: Eukaryota; Metazoa; Arthropoda; Insecta; Lepidoptera; Plutellidae
Gene: PIG-N
Product: Phosphatidylinositol glycan anchor biosynthesis class N
Biological process (GO): GPI anchor biosynthetic process
Cellular component (GO): endoplasmic reticulum membrane
Molecular function (GO): mannose-ethanolamine phosphotransferase activity
Source: RefSeq, a predicted model, not a curated record
UACAACACACGUCAAAAAAUAAAUCAAAACAAAGUGGAGUGUAGGGAAAAAUAUAAUUUAAAUUAAUCUAGUUUAGAAUUGUAUCUGCGAAAGGUUGCUGUAAUGUUUGUUAUUGGUUUUUGUAUUCACAUCAUAUUUUUAUUUUCCAUAUUUGAUAUCUAUUUUAAGUCCCCAAUAGUGAAAAAUGUGCCGCCUUAUCAACCUCAACACGAAGCGGUCGCAGACCGUCUUGUUUUAUUUGUUGUGGAUGGAUUACGAGCUGAAUCCUUUGUUAAUUAUACUACCAUGAAUUAUAUGAGAUCUGUAGCGUCUAGUACAGGAAGAUGGGGUAUAUCUCGCACCAGAGUUCCGACCGAGUCUCGCCCUGGGCACGUCGCAGUGAUCGCCGGCUUCUAUGAGGAUCCAUCAGCUGUAGCCAAAGGGUGGAAGCAAAACCCAGUUGAUUUUGAUUCAGUGUUUAAUCAAACCAAAUAUACUUGGUGCUGGGGAACCUAUGACAUAUUAGAAAUAUUCACUAGAGGCACUGUAGAUGAUCACAUUUUCACUGAGGAGAUGGAUCCAUAUGAUCAGGGAUUCAGUACCAAUAAGAACACUACUCUUUUAGAUGAUUGGGUGUUUGAACAUGUUAAGAAAUUCUUUGAGAAAGCCAGACAUGAUGACAGUCUUCGAAAAAAAUUACAUGAAAAGAAAAUAGUUUUUUUCCUUCACCUUCUAGGUACUGAUACAUCAGGACAUACACAUAAACCUAAAUCUAAUGACUUUUUAACAACACUGAGAUUUGUGGAUGAAGGCAUAAAAGUAAUUGAGAAAAUAAUCAAUGAUUUCUACAAUGAUGAUGGCAAAACAACAUUCCUGAUGACUUCAGACCAUGGAAUGACUGACUGGGGAUCCCACGGUGCAGGUGAUGACCAUGAGACUGAGACUCCUUAUGUGCUCUGGGGAGCAGGGGUCGAGCAGAUACCAGUGCUACCUGAUGACCACCAAGAGUCCUUGCCCUUCGACAACAGACUGGACAUCAACCAGGCAGACCUCACUCCACUCAUGGCUACAGCCAUUUCUGUACCAGUACCAGUUAAUUCUAUUGGUCAGCUGCCUGUUGAUUUGCUUUCCAUGUCUUUACCAGACAAAGCCAAAGCAAUUUAUAGCAAUGCAAGACAAUUGGCCUCACAAUAUGACAAGAAAAGAAGUGAUGUAGAACAAGAUGCCAUAGCAGUAUUAUACCAACCGUAUGAGCCGUUAGAUAAGAGAAAAUACAAUGAAAUCAUUGAUCAUACUCAGAAAUUGCUGGAAGAAAAGAGUUAUGAAAAAGUGAUACUUCUCAGUAAUGAGAUAAUGCAUUUGAGCUUAUCUGGUCUUACCUACUACCACAACUAUUACCAGAGACCUCUGCUCAUUCUAGUCACAUUUGCAUUUCUUGGCUGGAUCGCCUGUCUCAUGAAAAUAUUGCUGGAACAAAAUAUUUACUCCCAAAUGGAUUCAAAAUUCAAGAGACACAGGAAUAUGAAUUUUAUUCAUAUAUUUUUUAUAGUCUUAUGUUUUAUUGCCAUUUAUCUUGUUUAUGAACAAAGUCUACCGUUACAGUAUUACCUAUUCUUCUUACUUCCUGUAAUUAUUUGGUGGUAUGCGCUUACUCCAAUCUCUACAUGGAUUAAUUUUACUGCUGUUUUAAAUAAGAGUCGCAAAUUGAACCUGUUCAUUGUUGAGCUAUUAUGCUACACUCUGGGUUCAUUAGCAAUGGGUCUGAGUUUCUCGUACCGAUGGAUGCUCAGCCUACCGUUACUUGGGAUGGCUCUGUGGCCUUUCUUCUCUUCAGCUAGGAUCCACUUGACAUACACAUUACUGUUCUCCUGGUCUAUCAGCUGUUUACUUCUUGGCGCUUUCACUUUCAUGCCUGUGGUUGGGAAGGAUGCAUUUAUUGAAUUAGUUGUUCUGGCUGGACUGAUUUGGGGGCUUGGAUUUGCAACUUUUACCUCGAAAAUAUUGGUUCGAUUGUACAAGCGAGGACUAGAAAGCAAAAGAGAGAUACUUCUCAGUAUCUUACAAAUAUUACUGCUGGGGAUAUGCUUGGAGAAUGUGUUCGUUCAGUCGAAGAGGUUCGAGAAUAAAUCCCCUGUGUCAUACGCGUACCAGACCAUCGCUUGGGUCAUAGCCUUGCUAUCCCUAGUCCUGCCUCUUCUGCACUCAAACCGACUAUUAUGUCGCAUAUUAGCCAUCGACACGUCAAUAUUGACUCUGUAUUUGUUGCUGUCGGUCUCCCAUGAAGGCCUUUUCUUACUCACUUUGAUAUUCAAUACCAUCUGUUGGAUAUUGAUAGAGUUUAAAUUAGCUCAUUCAAAUAAGGCUAGGAUAAUAGACUUCACAUUCGGUACUGAAGACGGCGAAUCGCUCGCUAAAUCACAAGGCCUCAGUGCUAUUGAGAGGAGUGUCAGCCACCAGGACUUUCGGAGGGCAUUCUUUUUUCUGCUCUACAUAAUAAUAGCCUUCUUUGGAACUGGAAACAUUGCAUCACUGAAUUCUUUCGAAGUGCGAUGGGUGACAUGUUUCGUGACUUCCUUCCAACCGUUCUUGAUAACAGGGUUGGUUCUUCUGAAGACACUAGCUCCAUUCUUGUGUGUUGGUUGUUGCUUUAGAGCUGUCCAACACGUGACUAAGGCACCAACUGGAUACUUGCACAUAAUAGUGUUAAUUUAUUCAAAUAUAAUGGGAAUUCAACUAUUGUACUAUGUGAAGAACACGGGCAGUUGGCUGGAGAUAGGAACUUCUAUAUCACAAUUUGUUAUUGUUCAAGUGAUCACCUUAUUUAUUGUAUUAAUUCAUCAAAUAGCCAAAGUAUUGACUGAUGUUAGCAUUUACAGUAUUGUUAGAAGUAUAUCUAAGUUAAAAGGGAGAAAAAAAUAUGUUUAAUAAAAAAAUAUUUUAAAAUAAUA